AAUGAUGGCGCACUGCGCGGGGUGCGAGAGGCCCAUUCUCGAUCGGUUCCUCUUAAACGUUCUCGACCGCGCAUGGCACGCCAAGUGUGUCCAGUGCUGCGAGUGUAACUGCAACCUGACCGAAAAAUGUUUCUCCAGGGAUGGAAAGCUCUAUUGCAAAAUUGACUUUUUCAGGCGGUUUGGUACGAAAUGUGCGGGCUGCUUGCAGGGCAUUUCGCCCAGCGAUCUCGUGCGAAGAGCGCGCAGCAAGGUGUUCCAUCUGAACUGUUUCACGUGCAUGGUGUGCAACAAACAGCUGUCCACGGGCGAGGAGCUCUACGUCAUCGACGAAAACAAAUUUGUGUGUAAAGAGGACUACAUGAGCACGAGCGCUAUCAAAGAGGUCAAUUUAAACUCAGGUCACCUUGGACAGGUGUGGUUUCAAAAUCGUCGGUCUAAAGAACGCAGAAUGAAGCAGCUCAGCGUUCUCGGUGCUCGACGACAUGCUUUCUUCAGGGGACCACGCAGAAUGAGGCCACUCGGAGGAAGACUAGAGGACCCAGACAUAAUGGGCCCUGGAGGAUACAGCUACUAUGGAGAAUACCAAGGCGACUAUUACGGGCCAGUGGUCAGCUACGAUUUCUUCCCUCACGGACCCCCUUCCUCACAGGCGCAGUCUCCUGCCGAGUCCCCGUACCUCCUCACCUCGGGUUCAGGAGCCCUGGAGGGCGGCCCGGUCUCGGCUCUCCACCCUUCAGACGACCAAAGGUUCACGGACAUGAUCUCCCACGCAGAUACCCCCAGUCCUGAGCCAGGCAUGACCGGACCGCUCCAUCCAAAUCCACAAGGGGAGGGUGGCUUCACAGGGGGUCCGAGUCCACCCUUCCCCCUGGCCAACAAUACCAGUUACAGUGGUCCCAUGUCCCAUCCUGGUCAAGAGAUGGGGGAGAACACUGUUUGGUAGGACAGAGAGAGACAGGAAAGACUCUGAACUAUGCACACAGAGGGAAUUCCUUCCUAACUGGUCUACCUUAGUGCUAUGUUACUGAGGGAGGGUUUAUUGGCUGGUCAUGGACCAGAACAAACCAA
Molecule: messenger RNA, 1068 nt
Organism: Sinocyclocheilus grahami
Lineage: Eukaryota; Metazoa; Chordata; Actinopteri; Cypriniformes; Cyprinidae
Product: LIM/homeobox protein Lhx5-like
Exons: 5
Coding region: 2-943 (313 amino acids)
Biological process (GO): neuron differentiation; regulation of transcription by RNA polymerase II
Cellular component (GO): nucleus
Molecular function (GO): RNA polymerase II transcription regulatory region sequence-specific DNA binding; DNA-binding transcription factor activity, RNA polymerase II-specific; zinc ion binding
Source: RefSeq, a predicted model, not a curated record